Molecule: messenger RNA, 1784 nt
Organism: Pyrus x bretschneideri (Chinese white pear)
Lineage: Eukaryota; Viridiplantae; Streptophyta; Magnoliopsida; Rosales; Rosaceae
Product: cytochrome P450 714C2
Exons: 5
Coding region: 84-1670 (528 amino acids)
Molecular function (GO): iron ion binding; oxidoreductase activity, acting on paired donors, with incorporation or reduction of molecular oxygen; monooxygenase activity
Source: RefSeq, a predicted model, not a curated record
AAGAAAGAAGAAAAGAAAGAGAGAGAGAAAGAAAGAGAAAAAAAGAACGAAAGAGAGAGAGACGAGAGAGGGAGGAGGCAACAAUGGCAGCAGCAAAGAUAAUACUAUCUAUGUUGUUGGGUGGAUUUGCGAUACUGUUUUUGUAUCUCUAUGAGUCUUUGGUUUUAAAGCAAAGGAGGCAGAGAUCAAAGCUUGAAAAGCAGGGAAUCAGAGGGCCUCCUUCUUCAUCAAUUAUCUUUGGAAAUAUCCCGGACAUGAAAAGGUUCAAGCUCGAGGUGAUGAAGAAAUCAACAGCUGCAGAACCCAGUGGUAGUCCAAUCUCGAAAGACCAUCGUGUUUCCAUUAAUCAUGAUUGGCCUUCAACCCUCUUCCCUCAUCUGGUGCAAUGGCGAAACGAAUAUGGGCCAAUCUUCAUGUAUUCAACUGGAGUCAUUCAGCAUGUAAGUGUUUCAGAUGUAGAGAUGGUGAAGGAACUUAGCCUGACAUCUUUGAGCUUAGGGCAGCCUGGUUACAAAUUGUCUAAGGAUCGCAAGCCUCUGUUAGGCCAAGGCAUUCUAUCUUCAAACGGCCCGAUUUGGUCUCACCAAAGGAAGAUUAUUGCUCCUGAGUUCUACUCCGACAAGGUUAAGGGUAUGGUGGAUUUGAUGGUGGACUCUACAACAAUGAUGGUAAGAUCCUGGGAGCGUAAAAUCGAAAGUGAGGGAGGAAGUUCAGUCUUUAGAGUGGAUGAUUAUCUGAGAAGCUUGUCAGCAGAUAUCAUAUCUAGAGCAUCCUUUGGAAGUAAUUAUUUACAAGGGAAAGAAAUUUUUUUAAAGCUCAGAACUCUUCAGAAAAUCAUGUCGAAUGGAAACAUUGGGGUUCCUGGUGCAAGAUACCUGCCAACGGAAAACAACAGACAGAUAGGGAGAUUGGAGAAAGAGAUCCACUCAAUGAUCUUAAAGGCUGCGAAGCAACGCAAUACUGAAGCUACUCAUGAGAAGGACCUUAUGCAAAUGAUACUAGAGGGGGCCAAAAAUUAUGAUGACGCUGAUAACCUAUUUUCAGGUUACUCCCGUGAUAGUUUCAUAGUGGAUAAUUGCAAAAGUAUUUACUUUGCUGGCCACGAAACCACAGCGGUCACAGCAUCAUGGAGCUUGAUGUUGUUAGCUACACAUCCAGAGUGGCAAGCUCGUGUCCGUGCUGAGGUGCUUGAAAUUUUCAGGGAUGGUAUUCCAGAUGCUGAUAUGCUUCGAAGCAUGAAAACAUUGAAUAUGGUGAUUCAAGAAACCUUGCGCCUGUACCCACCAGCGGUGUUUAUUGUAAGACAAGCCCUCAAAGAUAUUGAGCUCAACAACAUCGUAGUUCCCAAGGGAACAAACAUUCAGAUUCCAGUCCCAAUAUUGCAGCAACUGCCUGAUGUCUGGGGCCCUGAUGCCCUUCAAUUCAAUCCGGAAAGAUUUAAGCAUGGAAUCGUUGCUGCCUGCAAGUCUCCUGAGGCUUAUAUGCCAUUUGGAUUUGGUCCUCGGAUUUGUGUUGGCAAAAACUUAGCAAUGACGGAAUUGAAGGUGAUUCUGUCUCUUAUUCUUUCCAAGUUUUGUUUCUCACUCUCCCCGGCAUACCAGCACUCGCCAGCUUUUAGGUUGGUCAUUGAACCUGAGCAUGGAGUAAUUCUCCAUCUUAAGAGAGUGUGACAGCAGUUGUGUUUCUGUAUUUCACUGUAAACGUUGAAACAAGAAGUUACUAGAUGUCUUUCAAGUUGGAUGAAUUUCAUUAGUUAUUACUUUAUUUUGGUGUAUGUUCUAUGA